GCCAUUUCUGCAUCUUGAAAUGAAACGAUAGGCCUAAUUUAUAACUGGCGGAAUAAUUUGAGUAGGCUAGUUCUAGAAUAUGACCAUGGGGCAGACUACUUUACGACCAUACAGGCGUCUUUUAGCGCGGAUUGCAAUCCUUAUUGAAGCCGCCAGGGUUAUGCGAUAAUUUAUUGAGGAAUGCGAUCGUCGAGGUGCCCUGCCCCAACAUUGCAUGACAGAUUAAACUCAACGAGAAUCGCCACCAUCAUCCAAAAGUUGAUGUCAAUAGACCAAAAAUAGUUGGAAAGCCUACAGAAACUAUAGAUAAUUAAUGUGACAAUCACAUUAUUAAAAGUAGACUUGGAGCAAUGAUUUACUGAGGAACUAUUUUUUGUGGAGGAUGCUUCAGGUAGUUCGCUGCCCCACCUGCCCAUAUGGACCGCACGCUCCUGCAUGGAACACACAUUAGUUUGCGAGUGUGGUGCCAAUAUGUAAGCUAGACCUACGGAAUAAGUAGCCCUAUGAUUAGACGCUCUUUUUCAUGGAGCUGUAUAUUGGGGCCAUACGGCAUAGAGUCUAAUCAUGACAUCUGCUGGACGGUUUUGGUUUUGUUGAAAAUGGCAUGUAAUAGGUCUGCGUUAUAACCAGGCUAAUGUAGGCUAAUAUUGUUUAGUAGCCUACUCAGGUUUGGAACUGAGACAAGCACUAUCAUUUUAUUUCAUUUUCUGUUGGCCUAUGAAUAUGAGAUGUGUAACCCUAUGUGUCUAACAAUAUUCUAGAAAUACUGAUGUUGGCUUAAAUGCUUUUACACCUCAGGAAUGAUUUCUUGGUACUUACUCAGACUGCUGUUGGGUUAACACUGAUGUUGACACUGGUGACUCACUUGGCAAACACACCUGAUCCUUGACUUGACAGUGCAAUACAGGACAUUAGAAUUAUCAUUUCAGUUCAGUCAGUCUGACACAAUAGCACACAUUGGACUUUGGAAGUUACUGACAGGAUCAUUUGGUUGAUGACAGUAGGCUAAUAGUCCUCUGGUAAUGAUUAUUUUCAUCACAUGUGAGUCUCUGGAAAGGCAUAACAUACCAUAGACAUGCGCUAUGCAGGGGAAACUGAGUGAGGAGCACAUUAAGCAUGUGCUUGGGGCAUGGAGAACGGCUCCACAGGUGGCUGGACUGCAGGACCAGCUGCUCGCAGUACUGGAGCUGUACGAGCACUUCCCACUGGACGUCGCCAUCACUGGAGGCACACCUGAGGCCAACGCACGCCUAGCCAGAGUUGUCUGUGGACUACAGAACGAAGAGGACUGCCUCAUAGACGAGGAGGAGGAGGAGGAAGAUGAUGAAGAGGAAGACGAAAGUGAUGAGGCAGAGGAAGAACUAGACCAGAGAGAGAUGUCGGAUGUAGACACAGAACGUAAAGAAGUUAGCAAGAACGUGUGGAGAGCAGAGAAUGGCCUCCCAGUGUUGUCUUAUCCUUAUAUCCCCAAUGUUCGCAUAUGGAUCUUAAAUGGGCCCUCUGCACCAUACUCUGCUAGCCCUCCCAAUGCUGGCUCACUCUAUGACCUGCUGGUGGUCCUCACCUCAGAGCUGCACCAGGAGGACCACAUGGCGUCUCUCAUGGAGCUGCGUGAGAGGGACCAGCCACUGUACCUAGUUAGAGCAGAGGAGGCUACGGACCUGGUCAGCGAGGAGCUUAAAGGGCCGUGCAAGACCUGCGCUUGGGAGCGCAUGAGAGAGCGUAAAUUAGAAAUGCAGCGCAGGAGGAAGGAAAGAGAGGCGACAGGGACACAGGUCAGCCAAGAACCAAACAGGCUAGUAGGCAUGACGGAGAUUGGUGAGCUUCUCCUCUCCGUGCUUCCAGACAUGAGGAAGCAGGCUUUUUGUCAGUUUAUACUAGAUGCUUCCAAAGAACUCAGAGUGCCAAAAAUACUGAGAAAUAAUGCUAAGUCUACAAUCUUACCUGCCCUUGAUACAGGGAAGGUAAAGAAGGAGGAAAUAGAACAGAUCUCUGCAUUUCUGCCGUCCAAGGCUCUGACCAACCAUCCUGCCAGGCUUCUGAGUAUCCUGAAUGCCAUGGAGGACAUCCGUCUGGAUGUGGGAGUCCUGGGCACCACCGGCUGUGGAAGCUCCAGCUUCAUCAAUGCCCUCCUAGGGCUGAAGAGCGGAGAUGAGGGAGCAGCACCAACAGGUGUCACUGAAACCACCCUCGAGCCUGUGGCAUACCAAUACCCACAAUUCCCCAACGUGGUCCUCUGGGACCUCCCAGGGAUGGGCAGGGUUGGUGGGUUCAACUCCCCCUUUCAUCUGAAGCCCAGUGAGGCUGAUCCCCUGACCACUGCGCUGCGUCCCUCCUGUGAUGUCUACGUCCUUCUGUGUCCUGUCCGACUCAGCAUGGACUGUGUGAGCUUGCUGCACCAUAUCUCAGCCACAGGAACACAGUGCUACCUGGUCCUGUCCAAGGCUGAUCAGGUUGAUGAGGAGAGAGUUAGUGAAGUAAAGAGGUGGAGUGAAGAGGUUUUGUCAAAGUUGGGUUACCAGCUGAUGGUUUAUGCCGUCUGUGCACUGCAGCCAGAGAGGAUGGACUUUUGUAAACUGACAGAGACACUACAUCUCUCCAUAUCCUGUCACAAGAGGAAGGCCAUGGCCCAGCAUGUUGCACAAUUAUUAGAGAAGGAAAUCUUUAACAAGAAAACAGAGCUCUGUAAAACAAUGUAAUCAUUUAUAAUUAUUCCCAAUUGCGAUGUCAUGUACAAGUCUCACCAAAUUGUAUUUAAAGAAAUGUUUUGUUACAUUUAAAUAUGGAAAUCUUUCAAGCAUCUUCCUAGUGGUUCAUUUUAUUGUUUCAGUUGUGCUACAUUAAUGUUCUAAAUACAUCCUUUUGAUAACCUGAUGACAAGUAGCCUACUUAACACACUGCCUGAAAUGCUCUCUGCCUCUGCUGAUUUAGAACACUGCCCAAGUAAACACAAUGUCCUUGUGUCCACAUCUCAGGAGAACCACACCCAAAAAAAAAGAAACAAUUAUCAGAGAAGGAAAUCUUUAACAAGAAAACAGAGCUCUGUAAAACAAUGUAAUAAUUUAUAAUUAUUCCCAAUUGCAAUGUCAUGUAUAAGUCUCACCAAAUUGUAUUUAAAGAAAUGUUUUGUUACAUUUAAAUAUGGAAAUCUUUCAAGCAUCUUCCUAGUGGUUCAUUUUAUUGUUUCAGUUGUGCUACAUUAAUGUUCUAAAUACAUCCUUUUGAUAACCUGAUGACAAGUAGCCUACUUAACACACUGCCUGAAAUGCUCUCUGCCUCUGCUGAUUUAGAACACUGCCCAAGUAAACACAAUGUCCUUGUGUCCACAUCUCAGGAGAACCACACCCCAAAAAAGAAACAAUUAUCAGAGAAGGAAAUCUUUAACAAGAAAACAGAGCUCUGUAAAACAAUGUAAUAAUUUAUAAUUAUUCCCAAUUGCAAUGUCAUGUAUAAGUCUCACCAAAUUGUAUUUAAAGAAAUGUUUUGUUACAUUUAAAUAUGGAAAUCUUUCAAGCAUCUUCCUAGUGGUUCAUUUUAUUGUUUCAGUUGUGCUACAUUAAUGUUCUAAAUACAUCCUUUUGAUAACCUGAUGACAAGUAGCCUACUUAACACACUGCCUGAAAUGCUCUCUGCCUCUGCUGAUUUAGAACACUGCCCAAGUAAACACAAUGUCCUUGUGUCCACAUCUCAGGAGAACCACACCCCAAAAAAGAAAAAGCCCU
This is a messenger RNA of Alosa alosa (allis shad), 3722 nucleotides long. RefSeq lists its product as uncharacterized. Bases 1083 to 2699 code for a protein of 538 amino acids. Gene Ontology annotation, molecular function: GTP binding. The transcript is spliced from 4 exons. Gene Ontology annotation, cellular component: membrane. Lineage: Eukaryota; Metazoa; Chordata; Actinopteri; Clupeiformes; Clupeidae. The record is from RefSeq and is a predicted model, not a curated record.